Messenger RNA from Toxotes jaculatrix (banded archerfish), 738 nucleotides. RefSeq names its product transmembrane protein 91 (gene tmem91). Gene Ontology annotation, cellular component: membrane; intracellular membrane-bounded organelle. NCBI's taxonomy places the organism in Eukaryota, Metazoa, Chordata, Actinopteri, Toxotidae. The transcript is spliced from 3 exons. The record is from RefSeq and is a predicted model, not a curated record. Bases 1 to 738 code for a protein of 245 amino acids.
AUGGAGAAUCUAGAUGAACUGGAGCACCCUCUUCUGGGAGAAAACCCCAAUAACAGCCGGGCAUCAGGGCCGGGGCUGGCGCCCGGGACUGGACAGGCCCCAGGUGGCCACUUCAAGGGCAUCUUGGUUAAGUGUGAGGAGGACAGGGCCUACCCUCCCUUAGCGUGGAGGAGCUACUGCGGACAUCCUCCUGAGCUCCAGCAGCAACAACUACUGGACCCUUGCUCAUUACCUCGCACACUGGAGUCAUUUUACCCUCCAGCCCCCAUCUGGGGCCACACAGACUCCCUGCUCAGCAAAGACUACCUGGAGACCACCUUUGUGGACAUUCGGCCUGGCUCCACUCUGGAGAGGAAGCUGCUGGCCGAGACGCAGGACUUCAACAGUGUGUCCUACAGCAUGGAUGAUGAGGAUGACCUGCUUCCUGACUCUGACGACUCAUCCAUCGAUGACUUCAGUGAUACAGACAGCGAGAGCAACUUCCCUCUGAUGAUCCCUCAGGACUACCUGGGUUUGGCCUUUUUCUCCAUGCUCUGCUGCUUCUGGCCCCUGGGCAUCGCUGCCUUCUACCUUUCACAGAAGACCAACAAGGCAUCAGCUCAGGGGGAUUUUCACGGCGCCAACGCAGCGUCUCGCCAGGCUCUGUGGCUCUCCGUGCUCUCCAUUGUGUUUGGGAUCAUAACGUAUAUCUGUGCCAUCGCUGCGUUGAUUUCCUACCUGUCUGGAAAACCGCCAUAA